AUGUCUACACAUGCUGAAGAGGAGAGUCCAAGUGAUGUAAAUCAGUUUGCCUUAUCUGCUGUUCAAAUGGUUCUCACACUACUGCGUGAGAGAAAAGAUACUGUUGGGUGUAGACUUCAUGCUUCUAUGGUACGACAAUCAGUAUUUCUUCAUUUAAUACGUACAUUUGAUACAAGGUUCGGUCUAGUAGAGAAAUGUAGUAAAUGGGAAAUGGAGUCUUUACUAAAAUUGUAUAUCAUUCUUUGGGUUUCUAUAAAAACAGAAGGAAUGAAUUUCUCUGCUAUUAGUACUGAAAAAAAUAUUUCAUGGCAAAUGGAAUUGUUACAGGAAGGCAAAAAUGUGGAAAACCGUUUGGCGCGGGAGAUAUUCAUUAAUGAUAGUAGUAUUAAUGAUACUGUAUAUCCCUGUUAUUAUGUGGAUGUGUUGAUGUGGUUAAUAAUGGAAGUUUUUCUUCCCUUUUCUCAUUCCUGGGAAGAAUUCAACAUUUGGAAAUGUGCAACUGACAAUAAUAAUAGUGAUAAUAAUGAUAAUGAGGAAGAAGAGAAUUCUCACCCGUUUAUUCAAUGGACUUUGUCUAUCCUUAAUACUCCUGAUUUAACAUUGGGUGCGGAAUGGCAACUUUCUCCAUUAAAACAAUGUGUUGUAUCAUUAGUUGUAUUGUUAGGAGCAGAUAGAUUGAUAUUAUCAAAACAUCCUAAUCUUUUCACUGAUGCGUAUAUUCGCACUCUUGUGGUUGCGUGUACUGCAAAUGCUUUACCAGAACACUUUGUAAAGCUUACAAGGAGUAUAUAUAGUGGUCUAAUACGUGGUGAUUCUAUUUACUACAAUGAUCUCCGAGUUCUAUUGGAGACAUUACGUCGAUUUGUGAGUUGUUGUGAUGAUGUGUAUGAUGAGCAUGCGCAGAAGGUGCGUACUGCUGUGGAUGUACUUCUCAACACAUCUUGUCCGUUAGGUGGUGAUGUGGAUAUUACCCGCGGUGUAAAGUCUGUGUGUGAAUGGUUUGAAUUGCUGGAUCUUGACAGUGACUAUCGCGAAGUGCUUGUGCGUGGCGGUAUUGACGGUGAAGUGCUGCGCUCUGGUCUCACUAUAGAAGAUGUGCGGCAGAUGGGCAUUAAGAAUGAGAGGGACGCGGCGGUGCUGCUGCGUGUGUUGAGUGCCUCUCCACACAAGGAGUGA
This is a messenger RNA of Trypanosoma theileri, 1176 nucleotides long. RefSeq lists its product as uncharacterized. The transcript has a single exon. The coding region runs from base 1 to 1176 and encodes 391 amino acids. The record is from RefSeq and is a predicted model, not a curated record. Gene Ontology annotation, molecular function: protein binding. Lineage: Eukaryota; Euglenozoa; Kinetoplastea; Trypanosomatida; Trypanosomatidae.